Polypterus senegalus (gray bichir) is the source of this 2106-nucleotide messenger RNA. RefSeq names its product zinc finger and SCAN domain-containing protein 29-like. The transcript is spliced from 3 exons. NCBI's taxonomy places the organism in Eukaryota, Metazoa, Chordata, Cladistia, Polypteriformes, Polypteridae. The record is from RefSeq and is a predicted model, not a curated record. The coding region runs from base 61 to 1245 and encodes 394 amino acids.
CGCCAUUUUUAAACACUUACGUCAGCUGUGCUGAUCGAUUUUGAUUUUAUUGUCUACAGUAUGGAAUCACAGGUUCACUGGAGUCCAGAAGAAGUGCAAGCGCUUAUUACAGUUUGGGCCGACGAUAACGUACAGCGUGACUUAGAAACGUCCGUCCGUAAUGAGAAAGUGUAUAGAGAAAUCUCCAAGAAGCUGCAGGAGAUGGGCGUUGUGCGCAGUGUCAAACAGUGUCGAGAGAAAAUAAAGAAACUGAAACAAGAGUACAGAAAGAUAAAAGACAGUAAUAAUAAUAACAACGGGAACAGCUUUGAACGCAAAUCCGCCAGCUGGUACAACGCUAUGGAUGCUGUUCUCCGACAAAGAUCAGGAAGUUCAGGCGGCAGUCUGCUGGAUUCGGCUACAGUUUUGGAAGCAAUUACUGGGGACGCGGACAGCUGCAAGUUUACGUUUCUGUGCAAAAUGCAGUCACAGGUACAUUGGACAUCAGACGAAGUCCAGGCACUUCUUGCCGUUUGGGCCGAUGACAAUGUCCAGCGCGAUUUGGAAACUAACGUUCGUAACGAGAAAGUAUACAGAGAAAUAGCAAAGAAGCUGGAAGACAUGGGCAUUAUGCGAACUGUAAAGCAGUGUCGAGAAAAAAUUAAAAAGCUGAAACAAGAGUAUAAAAAAAUUAAAGAGUAUAACAGAAGAAGUGGCACUGAACGCAAAUCUGCCAGCUGGUACAGCGCCAUGGACUCCGUUUUAGGGCAAAGGCAAGUAAGUUCAAACGGGAGCACACUGGAUUCGACUACAGUGUUUGAGUCGAUCAGUGGGGAUACGGAAACAUGUUCAUCUGAGCAGUCUUCAGAAUUAACUCAGUGUCUAGAAGUUGAUUACCCAAGUGAUUCCGAAGUUGCUGUCAUCCGCAUUCCACAAACACCAGAAAGUUCACCAGAGAAAAUGGUCACUCCAGCAAACAGCCAAAAAAAACAUAAAUCGAUUUUAGGAAAAAGGCGAAGGGAUACUGGUUGGCCAGAUAUCUGUGAUGUCUUGCGAGAAGUGGAUCAGAAGAACCAGGAAAUGUUGGGGAAGUUACUGGAUCAGCGGGAGAGACAUCUACAACUGCUCCGGGAAGAUGAAGCCAAGGCUCGAGCAGCCGAGGCUGAGGCACGGGCAGCUCAGACAGCAGAGACGGCGUCUUUUAAUAAUAACUUCAUAGCUGUCCUUGGACAGCUUGUUCAGGUUCUGAGUAGAGGCCGCCAGUAGAAGGACAUAAAGUUUGACUGAUUUUUAUUUUCAAAGUUUUACAUGUCUAAAUUUUUAUAUUUUUCAGACCAGCCUUGUUCUGGAUAUGCUUGUAAUGUUCUGACCAUUAACGUAUAUAGCUUCAGCAUUUUUCUUGCACUUUUACAACCAGUGAUGUGUAUAUAAUUUCAGCUCUUUCCAUGUAUUUUUCAAUUAAUACGUAUAUAUUUUUUUACAAUUUUCUUGCACUGUAUAUCCAUUAUUGUACAUAGAUUCCAUGAUUUUCAUGAACUGCUUAUGAUUAUAGUUUUCUUUUUUGUCCCUUGCUUAGCUUAAUAAAAUUAAGCAAAACAGCAUUAUUAGGAACAUUGUGCACCCCACAGCAUAUAAUCGAGCAGUCAUAUUGAAUAAAACCAUAUUUAUUUGCUACAACUUUAGAAAUUGUGAAAAAUUAAAGCAUCUAAUUGCAGAAAUAAUUUUAAAAAAGGCCUGAGAUGCAACCAACACGUCCUGAUCUGCGCUCAAUAGAUAGUAAGUGGAGCUGAGCAAUGUCACAGCUUCUUAAGAGUCUUCACUGUGGUGUUUUAUACCUCUCUAUUAUAAAAAAAAUCCUGGGAGAGAAAGACGGGAGACGAGACGUGAUCUUCAUGUUAAGAUCAUGGAAAACACUUAAUAGACCCACGAGACGAAAGAGAAUGGCCACGGAGCAUUUUGCGGGGACCUUAAACAUGAGACUUUGUGCCAAGAGAUUGACCCAGGACCGUCUCGUGAUAACAUAGAACAUGUAGAAUAUCAAAUAAGACAACGGGCAGCAAAACAUUCAGUCGUGUAAAGGAUUUGAGCAGACACAGAUCCAGGGCUCUCAGCGCAUAUAAACCUUAU